Messenger RNA from Protopolystoma xenopodis, 309 nucleotides. The record is from the annotation of a GenBank genome assembly. NCBI's taxonomy places the organism in Eukaryota, Metazoa, Platyhelminthes, Monogenea, Polystomatidea, Polystomatidae.
AUGUACCAAGCCACAAAACCUGUGCAGCUGAGAACUUCGGACAAGCUGCGCCAAACUGAUCGGUCGGGACAAAACCAGCAAUUUGUGAAAAAACUUGAUGAGACAGACGAAAGCGUAGACCCUUUCGAUGCGAACGAUACGACGAAACGACGGAUUGAGGCCAGAUCCGAGCACCAAUCGUGGAUGGGCGUUUCACGUUUGGAGAGUCGAGCCAGCGACCCUCCGGUUCGGCCUCGCCCAGUCUCUCCGACACGACGCCCUCGAGACUCGUGUCAGCUGUACCGUCGUGAGGUCAUCUCGUUCCGAUGA